GGGUCGAGCGAGCCGAAGUGGGCGCUGGUGUCGGCGUACUGCAAAAAGCACGGCGUGAACCGUGAACCAGUGCAGUGCCGGAAGCGGUGGAGCAACCUCGCCGGCGAUUACAAGAAGAUCAAGGAGUGGGAGUCGCAGGUGAGGGACGAAACGGAGUCGUUUUGGCUCAUGAGGAACGAUUUGAGGAGGGAGAGGAAGUUGCCGGGGUAUUUUGACCGGGAGGUGUAUAAUAUUCUCGAUUCGCCGUCCACGGCGGCUGCGGCUGCGGCGGAGACUCCGGUGGCGACUUCUGCGGCGGCGGUUGGUGAGGAGGUGCACUUGUAUGACAGUAAUCGGAGGGUUGGGAGUGAGGAUGGUUUGUUCUCUGAUUGCGAGAAGGAUGAGGUUUUGCUUUUAGCCUCUGCUAAGGAUGUUCCUGCUCCUGUUCCAAUCUCAGAGAAGCAAUAUGAACCACUCCUCGAAGGCUGCGAAGGGGAAGGCAAUGAUCAAGGUACUACCAAUGAGAAACGGCCAACCCCAAAUCCAGAAAUGGGUUCUACAUCUCAAGGGGCAGCACGGAAGAGGAAGCGGCUUCCAACCGAUGGAGAGGAAGAAAGUUUCCAAAGUCAAUUAAUCGACGUCUUGGAAAAGAAUGGAAAAAUGCUACGUGAUCAACUUGAAGCUCAGAACAUGAAUUCCCAAUUGGAUCGCCAGCAGCAGAAAGACACCGCUAGUAACAUAGUUGCUGUACUUGAUAAGCUUGCAGAUGCUCUAGGGAGAAUUGCUGAUAAAUUGUAGAGCAAGGAAGGAUCAUAAUAGAAAUUAUAGAAUAGUGUAUAUAACAAUUGGAGUCAACAAUAGUGGUUACAAUUUUAUCUCAGGAUAGUUUCUAGAAGAUAAAUGUCACAUUAGUUACCCCUUUUUAUAUCCCGUCUCUGCACAAGUCACUUUUUUUGGGGUUUAUUACUGCCACUACGGCAUUUUAUACAAAAAAAAAUUGGAGGUUACUGCAUUUAUUUAUUCUCUUCUUUCAGUGAGCUUCCCGGUCAAUAAUAGCGGUUGUAAUGAUGAUAUUACUAUUACUAAUUACUACUAGUAAUUAAGGUACAUUUCUAUAAGUGGUCUUUCUUUGCGUGCUCUUUCAA
Messenger RNA from Cajanus cajan (pigeon pea), 1124 nucleotides. RefSeq names its product trihelix transcription factor ASR3. The record is from RefSeq and is a predicted model, not a curated record. NCBI's taxonomy places the organism in Eukaryota, Viridiplantae, Streptophyta, Magnoliopsida, Fabales, Fabaceae.